CAGACCAGGGCCGAGCAACAGAGAGGAGGCCGGAGCUCAGCAACUAAACCACAACCCUGCAAUGGUUCACCGUCCUUGGAUGAUAACAUAUCGAAAUGGGAGUUCAUUGGCCCCAGUGACUGAUUGCGAAAUGCGUCAAAUGAAACUUGGGUAGCAAAUAUAAACCCUAACUCAGCAAAACCACAAUCCUCAGGCAAGAGAACUGUGCUCAACAUGACAACAACUUUCCAGCAAUUGACUACAGUACCUGGUGUGGAGCUCGAGCCACCUCCUCCAACUCUGGAAGAGGCAUUUCAAACCCUUCUCACACCAGAGGCCACGCAGUUCCUCGCAGACCUGGUCUCUACUUUUGAUGCAGAUAUUGAUGAGAUAUUAAGGUUGAGAAUUGCUAGAAAGGUGGAGCUGGAUAGUCAUGGUGGUCUCCCAGAGUUUUUGCCCCAUACCUCACACAUCCGAGAGGAUCAAUCCUGGAAAGUACAGCCGGUUCCCCGGAGAUUGCAGAAGAGACAUGUGGAUCUGGGCGAUGUGUCUCCAACCAACACUGAACAUUUCAUCAAAGCUUUGAGAUCUACGGCUCAGGGUAUUCAGACUGAUUUUGAUGACGGACACUGUCCAACUUACUUUAAUCAAAUCCAAGGGCUCUUCAAUAUUUACAAGGCAGUUCAUAACCAGUUUCCAGAUGUGCCACCUAUUUCAAAGGCACCUAUUUUAAUGCUAAGACCGAGAGCAUGGAACAUGGUCGAACACAAUAUGCUGGUAAACGGAAAGGAGGUGCCAGGACCACUGUUUGACUUUGGAUUGUUAAUGUACCACAAUGGACGCAUUUUGUUUGAGAAGGAAAGCGGCCCUUUCUUUUAUCUCUCAAAGGUUGAGAGCUAUUUGGAGGCCAGACUCUGGAAUCAAAUAUUUAUCUGGGUGCAAAAGAAGUUGGGUUUACCGAUUGGCUCUAUCAAAGCCACGGUCCUGAUAGAGAGCAUCCUGGCCACGUUUGAGAUGGAAGAGAUUCUGUACGAGCUGCAAGACCAUUCUGCUGGCUUGAACUGUGGUAUCUGGGAUUACUCCGCCUCCUUUGUGAACAAAUUUGGCCAUCGCCAGGGGUUCCUCCUGCCGGAUCGCAGUAAAUACGUGAACAUGGAGAAGCUGUUUUUGAAGAGUUACAUGGAUCUCCUGGUGAGGACCUGCCAUAAGCGAGGGGCCCUGGCCACUGGAGGAAUGGCAGCCCUGUUACUGCCCCGGGAGAAGGGAAGCGCCGAAUACCAGAGAGUCACAAAGGCUGUUACAUACUUGAAGCUGCUUGAAAUCAAUGCUGGAGUGGAUGGAUUCAUGGUGUUCGAUCUGGACCUGAUUGAACCAAUGCAGAAGCUCUUUAAGGAACGUACUGUAGGCCCCAAUCAGCUACACAUCCUAAGAGAGGAACUGGCUGUGACUGCAAAGGACCUGCUUUCUAUGCCUUCUGGAGGGGUUACUCUGUACGGACUGAAGUAUAACAUUGGAGUGGGUGUUCUCUUCAUCGAGGCUUGGCUAAGAGGUCAAGGUCACUUUUUCUUUCGGGGUCAGGUGGAAGAUUCAGCGACUGCAGAGAUUUCCCGAUCACAGGUUUGGCAAUGGAUUCGACAUGGGACAAAAUUAGAAGACGAUGACCGUAAAGUUACAAGGAGCCUUGUUCAAACUCUCUUAAAGGAACUCGAGACUGAACUGCAAGAGGUUUUGCAGUGUUCCACUGACAGGAGCAAACACCGACUGGCCGUUGCUUCUCAAAUGUUCCUUGAAAUUGUGCAAAAGCGAGAAUUUCCAGAAUUCCUUACCACGUAUCUAAAUUUGGAACAUAGCUUUCUAAGUGCCAAUCACUGAAUGUUCCUUGGAACUAGAAUAUGGAUACAUCAGCCAUCGUACUAAAAUGUAUGUCCCCAUAGCAUUAUGUGAAUGAUUUUUCUUUCCUCCAUCAAGUAUGAUUUUCAGAAUAGAGAACUGUAUUGCAAGAUUAAAUUGUAAUGCACAUUUGGUAAAACAAAUUUAAUGUAGAUGAGAAUAGGAAGUGUUUGAAUGCGAGUUAUGAAGCACUUUAAAUGGUUUGAGUUACCAAAGUUUUUCAACAAUCAAACCGUAACCAUUAUUAUUAUAAUCUCCACUUAAUUUGCAAAAUAAAAUGUGGAAAAAAAAGUAGCCAGUUUGUAAGAAAACAAUUAAUCAAGUACAUGGAGAGUGGAUUGUGGGAAUAUAUUUGACAAAACGACACAAAUGCUACCAGUUUAUUGGAUGCUGAAUACAACCAGUGAGGCUAAAAUGGAACUAACCACAUAACACAAGUGCAAAAGAUUCACAUUUCCACACUUUGCACAAGUAUCCCGUGUGCUAUCCCAUAUGUUGAAGACAUGAAAAAAUACCCUCCACGCAUACACGGCUCAGUGCUGAAAUGAUCAAGACCAAAUGCUGGUGGAGGUCAUGUUCAAACUGAUAUGGACCCACUGAAACCCCUAUUUUGUGAACUAAUGAGGAAUUGCAUCAUUUAUGCCAGUGGUGGCCAACCAUUUUUGUUGGCCAACAAAAUAAUCAUAGAAAUAACAAAAUAGCAGAUUGAUGAGAUGAAUCAAGAAUUAUUCUUGAUUUAAUAUGUCUUGAUUAUGGCAUACAUCUAUGUUAUUUUGUUAUUUCUAUGAUUAUUUUGUUAGUCAACCAAAGAUGUUGGCCACUACUGAUUUUUGCCAACCUUGGAAUCUGUGACUUCCCAUUGCCUACAGGCCUGCAGUCUGUAUUUUGAGAUGAUCACAUCACACAGAAAGCACACAAAACCCCUGCAACAUUAACCAAGGGCGUUCCGCAGCCUUCCUUUCCGUUCGUGUAGUUAAUCAAGUCAAAGGCAAAAGGAGGACUGUAGCAGUUUUAAUUGAAAGAUUUAACAUCUUUGAAAAGCAAGUUUCUAAAAAGAAACAAUUGGAUGGCAUUAACCUGCAUACAUGCUAAUAAAACUACCAUGUUAUUCUUGUAAA
Callorhinchus milii (elephant shark) is the source of this 2987-nucleotide messenger RNA. It is a transcript of the gene ugl, whose product is annotated as malate synthase-like. The record is from RefSeq and is a predicted model, not a curated record. Lineage: Eukaryota; Metazoa; Chordata; Chondrichthyes; Chimaeriformes; Callorhinchidae. Gene Ontology annotation, cellular component: cytoplasm. Gene Ontology annotation, molecular function: malate synthase activity. Gene Ontology annotation, biological process: glyoxylate cycle. The transcript has 16 exons. The coding region runs from base 214 to 1851 and encodes 545 amino acids.